Messenger RNA from Purpureocillium takamizusanense, 794 nucleotides. It is a transcript of the gene NAS6, whose product is annotated as putative ankyrin-repeat protein. The record is from RefSeq and is a predicted model, not a curated record. Gene Ontology annotation, molecular function: protein binding. The coding region runs from base 1 to 630 and encodes 209 amino acids. The transcript is spliced from 5 exons. NCBI's taxonomy places the organism in Eukaryota, Fungi, Ascomycota, Sordariomycetes, Hypocreales, Ophiocordycipitaceae.
AUGGAUGAAGAAACCGACCGCUUCCCGCUGCACACGGCAGCUCGUCUCGGUCAAGUAUCGAGGGCGGAAGCACUACUCAAGGCACGAUUCACAGCACCUUUUCUCUUCGCGGUGGUGGUGGUGGUGCAUAACGACCCCAAGCUCGCCAGGAAGCAAGAUGACGACGGCCGGUACGCCGUGCAUUGGGCCGCGUCGUCCAACAGCUUCGACAUUGUGCUGAUGCUCGCCGACCUGCCCGGCUUCGACCCCGACGUUCAGACCGCCCUCCACUUCGUCGCCUCCAAGAAGAACAUGGACGUCGCCCGCCUCCUCCUCGUCGCCGCCAAGCCCCCGGCCUCGACGCGCGUCCGCGACCGCCGCGGCCAGUACGCCGUCCACCGCGCCGCCGCCGCCGGCUCCGUCCCCAUGGUCCUGCUGCUGCUCCGGAACCGCAGCCCGCUCAACCCCACCGACGGCGAGGGCUUCACGCCCCUGCACCACGCCGUCGCCGAGGGACACGGCGACGUCGCGGUGGCGCUGCUCAAGGAGGGAGCAGACUUCACCAUCAGAAACAGCGCCGACGAGCUGGCGCUGGACCUGGCACCGGACAAGGAGGUACGUGCGGCACGGCAUCACCACGCGUGGGAAUAACACACCAAGCGGCAAGUGUAUUUGUCAACUAACCGACGUCUCCUUCAAAACAGGUGCGCCUGUACAUAAUGCGUGGGGCCGAGCGCGAGGGCGUCGACCUGUCUUCUUCUUCGUAACUAUGAGAGAUAGACGCCGUGUAAUGAGGCAAAUGCUGGCAGCCGUCU